ACCAUGACCACCACCACCAUCGCCCCCGUCGCCACCACUGCCCCCGUCGCUGCCCCUGCCCCCGUCGCCGUCAGCACCGCAGCCCUAGCAGCAGCAGCCGCAGCCGCAGCCAGCACGCAGCUCGUCCCACCUGCUGCGCUCGAAGCGUCCUGGAAGCCCUCGCACCAGCAGCAGCAGCAGCUCCCUGCAAACCCAAACACCCACCCCAACGGCUACAACGACCCCGAUGUCGAGGGCGAGGGCGAGUCCGAGGCCGAGACGGUCGUCCUGUCGCGCGACGAAAACCCCCCCGACGCCAAGCUGAUCAAGACGGAGCGCGUCGACGACGACGAAGACGACAACAACCACGACGACGACAACCAUGACGACGACAACACGACCGCCCACGACGCGACCCGCCUGCGCUCCAUCAAGGAGGAGCCGCGCGCCCACUCGCCCCAGCCCAACGGCCGUCAACGGCCCGGCUCCCACGUCAAGAUUAAUGGCGCAAAGACGUCUGUCCCCUCGUCCCCCAACACGCGCACCAAAGACACCAGCCCCAACCAUGUCGCCAAAUCCCGUGGCCGCAGUGCCUCGACCGCCGACAACCGCAAGCGCAAGCUACGCGACGACUCGUUCCCCUUUGAGCCGCCGCGCCAGAAGCCCAAGACCGACACGCCCGCCUUUGGCCGCUCCCACAAGCGUUCGCAGUCGACGCAGUCGUCCGCCACGGGCAUUGCCGGUCGCAAGCGUCGCGAAGUCACCAAUCUCGCCUUGUCAAACGAAGAGCACUGGUCGGGAUCUAGCUCAGACCACUCCACCUCACCCCAGCCCAUGUCUGCGCCCUACAUGCAACAACACGCCCGUGUCAAGCGCUCCACGCACCGUGCCCUAACCUCUCCCGCGCGCACCAUGCCCCAUCGAAAGAUUGAUCGCUUUGGCGCCACCCGCCUCGCCCGAGAAAGUGAAAAGGGCGACUUGGAGGCUGUCAAAGAGGCCUACGAAGAGGCCCCAGAAGAGCUGGAUCAACCCGACUACGCCGGAAUCACUCCCCUGCAAAAGGCCUCGCUGCACGGCUGGGCGCCCGUGGUCCGGUAUCUGAUCAGCAAGGGCUGCCGCACUGACUGCGAGAGCCAUGACCGCGACACGCCGCUCAUUGAUGCAGUCGAAAACUCGCAUUUGGAUGUAGUCCGACUGUUGCUCAACCAAGGCCAAGUCAAUCCGCACCACUCGAACAAAAAGGGCCAACGUGCCAUUGAUGUUCUCGACCACGAGGACGAAGACGCGCCAGAGAUUGAAAAAGAACUACGCGAAGCAAUGAGAAGACGGGUGGAUACCUCGUCCAACGACCAAGAGCAGUCACAGAAACAAGCAAAAACUGCCUCUCGCCUCUUGUACAACGAGUUCAAUGUUGAAACCCUCAUCGAAAAGGCCGGCGACGGCGAUAUUCUGGCUGUCGGGGAAUUAAUAAAUAGCAACAUCAAGCCAAACAUUACCUGUGGAGUGGCGGCGGCAAGGGGCGGCCAUUACGACAUUCUCAGCAUCCUCCUAGCAAGUGGCCUCAAGGCCGAUCCCGACCCAUCCAAGCAUCCAGAGACGCCCAUGACAGUUGCGAUUGGGCGUGGAUACCUGAAGAUCAUACAGUUACUUCUCGAGCAAGACAACUUCAAUCCGACCCGCAGAAACAAAGACAACAAGACAUACUGGGAAAUCUCAGAAGAACGACAUGGGCCGAAAUGGGAGGAAGAGAGGGACAUGUUGAAGCGUGCUUGUGAAGAAUACCAGAAAACACACCGAAGCCCGCGAAGAACGAAAAAAGAACCACCGGUCCCUUCAGCCAACCGCAUCAAGAGAAAAGCAUCCCCGCGACGAGAGCGUUCGUCUUCGCCUCAGGCGGAGCCGAAACGCGCCAACCUCGCAAAAUCUACUACAGUGUCCGCCGCACCUCAAAAGUCACGACGGCUAAUGUCUGGAAAAGAAAAGGCCUCUCGCGAAGGCCAGAGGAGAAAACGUGUCGUAGACGACGAUUCAUCCGAGGAAGAAAGCGAAGAGGAUGUACGGCCUCCUACACGCAAAGCCAAGCGGCGGUCCUACAGCGAAGGCGAGGAGGCAAAACCGGUCAGAAAGGCGCUGAAGGCGCGCUCAGACGACAACGAAUCCAAACGCCCGGUUCGUGAACGGUCAGACGAGAGUGAUGAGGACCAUGGUACGAAGCAUCCAGUCAAGGCACCCGUAAAGCCAGCCAAAUCGCUCAGCGCCAAGCCAACUCCCGAAGUCGAUUCGCCCGACGAGCGAAAAGUCGUCAAGAACAAGAUCAAGUACAAGACCAUGGAAGACAAAUUACGAAAGCGAAAGCUGUCCGACGCAUCCGCCGACGAUGCCAGUGUGAAGCGAACUCCCACCGCAUCUGCCAAGUCGACGCCUGCCCCGCCCGAAAGGACAGCAACACCCGAAGUUGAGCGUCAAAGGCGUCUGGAAGAGCAGCAAGCGCACGCGGAAGCGAAACGAAAAGCGGCCCAGGCAGCGGCCGAGGCCGAGGCGAAGAACAAGGAAGCAGAAGAGGCCGCUCGCAAGGCCGCAGAAGUAGAAGAGUCGAAGAAGAAGGCCGAGGCGGAAGCGGAGGCACGACGCCUGGCAGAAGAAGCCGAGGCUGCCCGUGUCAAAGAAGAGCAGGAGACGCAACGACGAGCAGAAGAAGAGGCUAGGCGACAAAAGGAACUGCUCGAACGCCAGGACCGCAUAUCAAAACUCCCGCGAGCUUUACGCCGAGCCUGCGAGCUAGGCACCAACCGACCACUUCACUUCUCAGGCGAAGAACUCGGUGUCUCGGCCGUGUUUCUACCACUCUUCUACGCAAACGCCUCGGAUCUCAACGAUUCACAGGCUGUGCCCGACAAGACGUACGUUUGCUCAUUCCAGGUGGUGGGCAUACUUGGACUUCCCGAGCUCGAUUUAGCACAUCUCAGCGCGCCCUAUUCCGAGUGGACUCGUAUCCCUGUUAAUCGCACACAACGCGAUGCCAUCCUUCGACAAUACGACGUUGCACUUCUAGCCCAAGAUUUCCGAUUCCCCAUGGAAGGUGCUCCAGACUUUGACUAUACAAAAAUUCAGGAAAGCAUCAAGGAAGCCAAGAACCAAUUCACAGUCAUGGAAGGUCUAUAUUGGGUUGAGGAGUCGCUCCUUCACGCCGAAGUCGACAAAGUGGAAAGCCUCCGUCCGUUGUUGCAUUACAUGCGUGCUGAAUGCAAGCGGCGACGAAUCCAUCUAGCUGAUGCCAACGAGGAGCUACCAGAAAAGAAGCACAAGCCCCGCAAGAGUUUCAUGGAUAUUGUUCUCUCAAAAAAUGGGGUUACGCCUGCAGCUGCCACCGUCAUGAACGGCAACGGAUGAAGUCGCAGGCGUCCAUGCUCACAAGUUGUAAAUUGGUUUAGAAUGGUUCAGGCAGGCUAUUGCAUAACCGCGCCAGCAGAGAGCUCCGGCAGGGAACAACGACAGAGAACACCGGCAGCAGAGCACAUGAACGUCUAUCAAGGUUGUGGAGUGAGUCCACGGCAAGAUGAUAUGUGGAGGACUGCCGCGGAUUGCAUUCACUCGCCUCCAUGGUCUGUUUGGCAUGGGGCAAACACCCAAUUUGUAGAAGGGCCACGGCGUUCCGAUUGUCGGUAUGCGGAGUCAGUGGGGUGUACUGUUGAGAUGGAUAUACUGGAGCCCCAAAGGCUGUUUGUACAUGACGCAUCAACCUGAUGGCACAAAGGGAGGGAGGUUUACGUGCGGAGUCAUGAAUCGACGAGCACUUAU
Molecule: messenger RNA, 3777 nt
Organism: Exserohilum turcica Et28A
Lineage: Eukaryota; Fungi; Ascomycota; Dothideomycetes; Pleosporales; Pleosporaceae
Exons: 2
Coding region: 4-3369 (1121 amino acids)
Molecular function (GO): protein binding
Source: RefSeq, a predicted model, not a curated record